Messenger RNA from Fonsecaea pedrosoi CBS 271.37, 546 nucleotides. RefSeq lists its product as uncharacterized. Lineage: Eukaryota; Fungi; Ascomycota; Eurotiomycetes; Chaetothyriales; Herpotrichiellaceae. The transcript has a single exon. Bases 1 to 546 code for a protein of 181 amino acids. The record is from RefSeq and is a predicted model, not a curated record.
AUGGACAGCGGCGAAACAUCCCUCCCGCGCCUCCUCUCCAGCUUGCGCACGACGCUACAUCCAGAGACAUACGUCUUUGCGACCGUCCCCGUCCCCGUCCCCGUCCCGGCCGAGAAGUCCCGCGACAUCAACUCCCUCCUCCCCGUCCCUCUGGGAGAUAUCUGCCUGUUCUUCCGCGAACCGCAACAAACGGGAAACAGCAGCGGCGCCAAGGAUACCAUCACCUUGGUAAUUCCCCUCUCGACGGCGCAGAGGCACAACGUCCCCGAAUCCACAUCCACGUCCGCGUACGGCUACACGUACCCCUGCCGGAUGAUCACGUGCGCGGUUCACUCGUCGCUCGCGGCCGUCGGGUUCAUGGCCGUGCUGGCUACGAGGCUCGCGCGGUGCGGCAUCAGCGUCAACCCUGUUAGCGGGUUCUACCAUGAUCAUCUGUUCGUGCCGGUGGAGCGGGCUGAGGAGGCUGUGGAGGUGUUGGCGAGGGUGAGGGAGGAGGCGGAAGCGGAAGCGAAGGCUGCAGAGAUGAAGGAGGCUGCGGCGACGUGA